Cicer arietinum (chickpea) is the source of this 778-nucleotide messenger RNA. RefSeq names its product LOB domain-containing protein 21. NCBI's taxonomy places the organism in Eukaryota, Viridiplantae, Streptophyta, Magnoliopsida, Fabales, Fabaceae. The record is from RefSeq and is a predicted model, not a curated record.
AUUGAAAUUGGUCCAUAUUUAUGUGAAAUAUAAUAUUUUGCAAAAAAAAGUGUAAAAUAAAGAGAAGCAGUGGCCCAUGCAAUUCCAAAACGAGGAGAUCACAUGAUGAAAUAGUCCUUUAAAUAGCAACAAAUGAACCAAAAUAGCAAUAGUGAGAAGCAUAGAUUUAUGAAGAUGAAGGGUUAUGAACCAAGAUCAAGUUCUUCAUGUGCAGCUUGCAAAUUUCUAAAAAGAAGAUGCAUACCAAAUUGUAUAUUUGCACCUUAUUUUCGAUCCGACGAGUGCAAGAAAUUUGCAAAAGUUCACAAAGUAUUUGGAGCAAGCAAUGUGAGCAAGAUUCUUAUUGAAGUGCCAGAGGAACAGAGAGAAGAAACUGUGAAUUCUUUGGCUUUUGAAGCUGAUGCAAGGCUUAGAGAUCCUGUUUAUGGAUGCAUUGGUGCUAUAGCAAUUUUGCAAAGGAAAAUGUUUGAACUUCAACAUGAUCUUGCUAUUGCUAAGGAUCGUCUUGCUCAUUACUCUGCUGCUGCUUCUUCUUCUAAUUCUUCUUUUUCCAAUGAUUUCAUCAAUUCUCAAGUUUGCUUGCCACCUUUACCUGACUUUUUUACUUGCUCUGAUUUUAAUGAUAACUUUAGCCAAACUUCUUCCUCUCAAUCGUUUAGUCGAAACGAUACUGUUGAUGAUUUCAUUCAAAUUCCAUAUAUAUUUUGAUGUUCUUGUAAUUCUUCUCAAACAACUGCUUCUCUUUUAUAUGCUAAUAAAUAAAUAUUAUAUCAAUCAA